Messenger RNA from Lepus europaeus (European hare), 1629 nucleotides. RefSeq names its product NXPE family member 3-like. NCBI's taxonomy places the organism in Eukaryota, Metazoa, Chordata, Mammalia, Lagomorpha, Leporidae. The record is from RefSeq and is a predicted model, not a curated record. The coding region runs from base 1 to 1629 and encodes 542 amino acids. The transcript has 4 exons.
AUGGGGAAAGCACAAACCACUGACGACUUCCUCUUUCUCUACCCACAGGUGUUAUUUUUCAAGAUGUUCUGGACUGACAGCACCAUCAAUCAGCCCCCAGCACCCCGUCCUGUCACUAAGUUUGCCUCCAAGUCCACAGAAUCACCCUCCCUCUUGGACUCUCUGCCCGAGGAGUUCACCAACUUGACCCACCUUCUGUACUGGCCUCCAACCCCAGGAGAUCAGGGAAACUUCUUGGCCUCUACCAGUCCCCAGACCUCCACCUACCACCUGAGGGGCCCUGUGCAAGUCACUUACGACCUGGGAAGCUCCCUAGAGGCUGUCCUUGUGGCCAGGGACCACCGGGGCAGGCCCAAGACCCACGGUGGGGAUCUGUUUCGGGCAAAGCUGCUGGGUCCAGACUUAAAUGCGGGAGUCCCGGGGGAGGUGCAGGAUCUGGAGAACGGCACCUACCUGCUGUCUUUCCCUCUGCUCUGGGCUGGGAGGGCCCAGGUCAAAGUGUGGCUGAUCCACUCCAGUGAGGCAGUCGGAGUCCUGCGGAGAAUCUGGAGAGAGAAAGGGGCCACAGUCAAUUUCAGAGGGUAUUUCCGGGGACCAACAGGGGUGGAAGAGACUGUUGUUUGCAAUGUUGACCCCCAGUCGACUGGAGCAAAAGGGGCUACCUGCCAGUACAGAGAUGUGAUUUCUGGUGAGCUCUGGUUCUGUGCUCAACCCCCUACCCUGCCCUGCAACUCUUUAGUCGGCCACUCGAGUGGGAGUAUGCUGAAAGUGACCACACCACAGGAUGAGACCCUAUUGGCAGGGAAAGUGACUGACAAGCUGCUCCCGCAUGGCAAUUCUCCAAUUGAGAUCACUGUGGCAGCCGCAGGGAAUGUCAGUCUGGCCCUGUCCCCGCGGACCCCAUGCCACCCAGGGCUCCCAGCCCCAAGGCCCUCUGGCUUCUACUACCGAGAUGUGUGGCACUCACUGGCCUGCUCCGGUCGCUCCUUUUCCACUGAGGACAGCAUCCGGGGCUGCCUGGCAGGCCACAUCGUCCACAUGAUGGGGGACUCCACGCUUCGGCAGUGGUGGGAGUAUCUGCGUGACACCGUGUCCUCCCUCAAGCCCGUGGACCUGCACGUCACCUAUCAGGUGGGCCCCCUUAUGGCUGUGGACACCACCCGGGGCAUCGUGCUGCAGUGGCAGGCCCACAGAUGGCCCCUGCGCUCCCUCCGCACACCAGUAGCCUCCCUGCACUCUGUGGCCCGCGAGCUGGGGGGCCUGGCAGGGGGUCCCCACACCGUGGUGGUGCUGGGUCUGGGAGCUCACUUCACCACCUUCCCUCCGAUCAUCUUCAUGCGACGACUGGCAGGCAUCCGAGCAGCUGUGACAGCCCUGCUGGCCCGGGAGCCCCGCACGCUUGUGGUCAUCAAACUGGCCAACACCGGCUACAAGUCUGUGUAUGGCAGCGACUGGCUCACCCUGCAGGUGAACCGGCUGCUCCGAGCUGCCUUUGCUGGCCUCCAGGUGGCCUUUGUGGACGCCUGGGAAAUGACCUCCAGCCUGGCCCUGCCAGACAGCAUCCACCCAGGGAGACUCAUUGUGCGCAAUGAGGUGGACUUGCUCCUCUCCUUCAUCUGCCCCAGCUGA